GAAGCGGAGAUGGCAUGCAUUCCAGUAUACACUGAUUGCAACUGGAGUCACCAGCGCGUCUUGGCGAGCUCUACACCAGGAUUGUCGACUGUGGAUAUAUGCUCCCACGCCAGUGUACAUUGAAUUGUUUUCAGCUGUACGUUUGGUUGCGUGACAUACACGACCUCAACCGGUUCACAUACGUUUCGGGUGAUAAACCAAAGCACGUCGAAGUGGACCCGGCCAUGUGCUGAAAUCUCCUUUUUUUUUGUUUUGUUUUUUUUUUACUCUGGAUCCAACUACAGUGUAUUUCUUUUUCCGCCAAUGGGAAAAAGAGCAGCCGCCCUCCGUUCUCGAGUGUAGUUUGGACGGUAAACCCUUAUUACGCAUGCAGGGAAAAAUCUGUUGUGAUAUCGGAUCGACCUGCGUCUCCAUGUGCAUUGACUGCGGGGAGCCCCAGGCAAUGAGAGAGCUAAUAACCCGGCCAUAACUUGACUUGCGUUACUGAAUUGUCGUGUGUAAACGCCAUUGUUGGAGUUGUAACCCAGCAAAAAGCCAUGGUGCAUUGCGCCGGGUGCGAAAGGCCUAUCCUGGACCGCUUUCUGCUCAACGUCCUGGACCAAGCCUGGCACGUGAAGUGCGUCCAGUGCUGCGACUGCAAAUGCAAUUUGACAGAUAAAUGUUUUUCUCGAGAGGGGAGGCUAUACUGCAAAAAUGACUUUUUUAGGCGUUUUGGCACCAAAUGUGGCGGGUGUUCGCAGGGCAUCUCUCCGAACGACUUGGUCCGGAGGGCUCGGAGCAAAGUGUUUCAUCUCAACUGCUUCACGUGCAUGGUGUGUAAUAAGCAGCUCUCGACCGGCGAAGAGCUCUUCAUCAUAGAUGAAAACAAAUUCGUUUGCAAAGACGAUUUCACGAGCAACAGCAGUGUUAAAGACACAAACCUCAUUUCAGUAACGGCAUGUAGCGAACCGAGUUUAUCCCCGGAUUCCCAAGACCCCCUCCAGGACGACGUGGUCCUAAAGGAAACUGAGAUUACUGCCCUCUCAGAUAAGGAAACUGUAAAUAACGAGAACGACGACCAAAAUCUGGGCGGCAAGCGGCGAGGCCCGCGGACGACUAUUAAGGCCAAACAGUUGGAGACGCUGAAGGCGGCGUUUGCUGCAACCCCCAAACCUACCAGACACAUCAGGGAGCAACUGGCACAGGAGACAGGCCUCAACAUGAGGGUUAUCCAGGUUUGGUUCCAGAACCGCCGUUCCAAAGAGAGGCGUAUGAAGCAAUUGAGUGCAAUGGGAGCCCGCAGGCAUGCUUUUUUCAGGAGCCCAAGGCGGAUGAGGACGCUGGUUGACCGCCUGGAACCCGGGGAGCUCAUUUCAAACGGACCUUUCUGUUAUUACGGAGAUUAUCAAAGUGAAUAUUAUGGUCCUGGAGGGAACUAUGAUUUCUUUCCUCAGGGGCCACCUUCAUCGCAGGCCCAGACCCCAGUUGAUCUCCCCUUUGUGCCCUCUUCAGGCCCCACAGGCACACCCCUUGGAGGUUUGGACCACCCCCUACCAGAACACCAUCCAUCCAGUGAUGUACAGCGUUUCUCUGAUAUUAUGUGUCACCAUGCUGGGGACUCUCCAAGCCCAGAGCCUGGCAUUCCAGGGACACUGCACAAUAUCUCCUCCGAGGUGUUUGGCCCAAGCCCACCCUUUACCCCAGUUUCUCUGAACAGCAGCGGAUAUAACAACCAUUUCUCACAUCCACCCACAGAAAUUAAUGAAGCCACUGUAUGGUAGCUCUUUGGGAGACUGGACUCUUUUGGCUGGAAAAUUAGCAACUGGGGUUUAAUGUGAUGUGGGUUGAAUUGAACCAUGGAUCAUCAACAGGGAUAAGGCAAUGCCACAAAACAUUUUUGUUAAAUUUCCUAUUUACUAUUUAUUAAUACUAACCCAAAACUGGACAUUUUGGAACUGACAGCCUUCAUCCUUCUGUGUGCAUCUGAGGAAGGUUCUACCCUGCCGCUUGUCAUUGGCUUGGCAUGAGAAAACAUUCAAUUACUGUUAUGAGGAAAUUGAGUUUCAAGGUCUCUUAUAUGUCUAGACUACAAAAAGAUAUAAUUUGCACCUGUCAAAGACAACAAUAGCUUUACAGACAGUUCAUAAUCUGGUCAAAAGUAGAUGACUGAGCAAUAUUCAAUAUUUAAGGCAUUAGACAUGCUCAUUGUAUUCAUUCAGAAGUUCCACAAACACCUUUGCUUCUCCGGGCCGCAGCACGUAGACACUUCACACCACAUUAUUCAGGACAGAGCAAAUGGGAUAUUUCUCCACAUUAAGACUUUCUUUUGGUAUCAGAAUUUUCAUCAAAUCUUAGAAAGCUGCUUUCAAAAGACGAACACUUCAUAAGUUCCUUAACAAAAUUCAAACACUUGAUUUAAAUGGAGCUGAACUUGAAUGGCUAAAAUGAGGUCUACCUUCUAAAAAUCCUCAACUGGGGUUCUAAUGGGACUUAAAAGAGUCAACUGUUUACAUAAUGCAUUUAAGAUUCAGGAGUCCAAAAAACCACAUUUUAGAACUUUGUCCAUGUAAACUGUACCAAGCAACCAACCAAACUUUUGUAUUGAGUUCCUUUAUGUUAUAUGAAGAAAAUACAUUUUCUUCAAGUUGUGGUUCACUAUGCUGGUUUGUACAAGAUAUUUACAGAAAAAUAUUUUUUGAAAAUGAACCAAACAUACGUACUUGCCAAAUAAGGAAAGAGCACAACUUCCGUUAAAUCAUCAUUGCAAAAUGUCAGAAUGUGUUACAACAAAUUGUUUUAAGAGGCAUACAUUCAUCAUGAAUUUUCUAACUGCUCACAAUACAUUCAUAAACUUAUUAACUAACAGUAAUAUCCA
This is a messenger RNA of Syngnathoides biaculeatus (alligator pipefish), 2854 nucleotides long. It is a transcript of the gene lhx1a, whose product is annotated as LIM homeobox 1a. NCBI's taxonomy places the organism in Eukaryota, Metazoa, Chordata, Actinopteri, Syngnathiformes, Syngnathidae. Gene Ontology annotation, cellular component: nucleus. Gene Ontology annotation, biological process: regulation of transcription by RNA polymerase II; neuron differentiation. Bases 537 to 1760 code for a protein of 407 amino acids. The record is from RefSeq and is a predicted model, not a curated record. Gene Ontology annotation, molecular function: DNA-binding transcription factor activity, RNA polymerase II-specific; RNA polymerase II transcription regulatory region sequence-specific DNA binding. The transcript has 5 exons.